AUGAUUGUUCAAUUCUUGCGAGGCGGUGCCAAGAAGAGGUUCGAAAGCAAAGCAGCGGCCAUCGGCGGAAAUUUCGCCGUCCUUGCCGCAUGGACAUGGAUCACUUUCGACUCCGACCCCACCCCACCAAGCGCAGACUUGCAGCCCUUCACCUGCACCACAUCGCCGACACUUGCAAGCCACCAAUCAACACAUGCCGUGCCGUGCAAAGCCACUCGCCAUACCGAAAUGACCGGCCGACAUGGCCGACUUCGACGACCUGAGAGAGCAUCUGCUCAACCCAAUCCACUUUCUGAUAUUCUUGGCGACAGCGGCGACGGCACCUGGGUAACGACGUGGGUUCGAGUCGCUGUCGCGCAAGAUGAACUUCGGCGGCAAAAUGUCUCGAAUCACCGAAAACGCCAUACUAACAAUCGACAGGUCUGGACGCCGCGCAAUUCCAGCACGCUCCAAACCACGCCGCCUACGCAGGGUGAAGUCGACAACAUCUUCUCGGACUCGCCACCGCAGAGUCGGACCAAUGUCGACGACGAGCUGAUCCAAGCGGCCUUCAAAUGGCUCGUCGAAUGUCCAGACAUCAGUGUCAUGCGAGUUGGAGAUUCUGCGAGCAAAGAAGACUCCACAUCCGACGCAGAUCAAGUAGCCCCUGCCGUCAGAACAGCACUUUCUGGACGGCGCCUUGUCACUACACUCGACCGGAUCUGGCAUGCAGUCGCGGGGCAUGGCGUGGAUCAUAGUCGACUGCCAAAUCAUGACUUCCAACUAUUGCAGGCAAUUGCUUCACACGGUCCCAGUGGCGUCCUCCAACCCGUAGUCACCAAGAUCACGGGACAAGACAAGCGUUCUGUACCACACCGCACGGAUCGCUUGGCGCAGAAUGGGUACAUCGUGAAAGAGCCUGUUGUCGGCGCUGGAACGAGGACGAGUGUCCUCAGACUAGCCAGAUACGCGAACCUCAAGAACCAAUUUGACAUGCCGGCCAACCAGCCUGGACUACGCGGCUCUACCCGCCCAGUCUUGUACACUGACAGGUGGUUUGACUCCAUCAUACAGUUGCUCAGAGAGAACCACAACAUCAUGAGCAUGUCAGAUAUCUGGUUGGGGCUUGGCAUUGCUGCACAGAAAAGCAAGCAUCAGAAGCAGCAGCUUGCACGGUGCCUGCGGCGCGUAGCAGAAGUCGGCCUUGUGCGUCGAGUUAGUGCCCAACUUGUCGAUCGAGACGGCAAAAUCAUCACGACCAACUCUUCUGGACAUCAACGGAGUGCUCAGGCUAUUCAACUGCUACGUGAUCCAGCCGAUCUAGAUCGUCUGAUCUGGUUGAAGGACAGUGCGAAGCCUCGCGCAGCCUCUCGGGAAGAGGAUAUUGGCACUGAUAUUGACGAAGCUCUGCUUGCUGAUGAUGUGGACACUGAUGACGAGGGUGAGAACGAUGUCGUUGUGCAGGUGCCUCCAGCUAAUAUAACUCGACCUGUGAAUGAGGAUGGCGAUGGUGAUAAUGAUGAUGAUGAUGAUGAUGACAUUGACGACCUCGAUCUGAUCACAGACCGUGUGCCACCCAUCUGGCGACCAGAGGUACCGCUGCCAAAUUUGAUACAUGACAUCGUUGACGGUAGCGGCGAGGCUGGCAUCACUUUAUCGAAGCUUGCACAACGUACCACUGGCCUGGCAUGGAGACGCCCGAUGGACGAAGUCACGAACCAUCUCACCGACGCUUGGCAAGACUCCCAACCUCCACAUCUGCGGCAUCUAGGCUUGGCGCGUUCUACUGUCAGCACGAAAUCCGCACGUUAUCGAUACCGAACCGUCGAGAAUCACCAAAAGGUGACUCAAAGCAGCAAUGCAGAUUCACAAUUUGACCAGGACUCAUGGGGAUUUCCAAAGAUUCCGCUUAAAGAGCUGGCAGGUCGUGACGGUCGCGCGACCUUAGCCGAAGGUCGCAAAGGUGCAGUAGUUGAACGCAUGCGCACUGACGAUGACCACAUGGUUGUGCAAGAAGGUGUCGAGCAACAGGCUCCUAUUCCCCACGGCACAUUGAAAGAGAAACGAAAGAAGGCCACUCCACGUCGGAACUCAUCCAACAAGAGUGCCACUACUACCGGUGCUGAAGGGACAGCCAGUCUCGUCAAGCGGACGGGCAGAGAUCCGAAGAAUAAACCUCCUAUACCGCGAACUUCGCAGAUGAAACUCGCGCCCAAUAAAGAAAGGCCAGAUUUGCCACUCACGUUGAUAGAGCAGUCAUCGACAGAGAAGGCAGAAGAAGCCAUGACCGUAGAUGGAGGAACGACUGCAGGCUCUGAAGUCCAUGCACCGGCAAGACUUCCGCGAGGGCCUUAUGGCAUGCGGGAGCGGUUGAGCUCCACGGUUGAGCCGAACGCACUGCUUGAAAGCACGCCGGAGACAGAUAUCACGACAAACGAGAGUACACCACAACCCUCGAGUGUGGUGAAGCGCAAGAAUAGCAGAAGAUCUCUACCAGGACAACCAGAUGUGCCGAUCGUUCGGAUACAUGAGAUCAAAGAAGAAGAGUACGAGGCAUUCGACAAAUGGGCACAAGUGGUCGCAGAGCAGCGAGUUGUGCUCGAGGUGAGGUCUGCUCGCCGAGAGAAGGCGGCGGAACCUGGCAGUCAGGCUGAUGUUGACAUGAUUGACACGGCGGAUCUGCCUCAGGAGCGCGUAGCCGCCAUGAAAGCACAAAUUAUCGCGCGAGAUAAGCCUGGAGUCUACAUGAAUCCUCCUGGCGCCCGCAAGAUGAAAGCAGAAUCAUUUGUUUCUCGUGGCAGACCUAGGAAAUCGCUCAUUGCAGUUAUCAAAAGCAACCGACUGCAUGAGCUCAAUUGGUUCCAAGCGGAUAACACGCCGCGUUUUGCACCCAAGGCAACCAAAAGGAAGACUGCUAGGGUCGGUAGUCUACUUGAGAUUUCGAACGAACCUGGCAACUCCGAUUCAGAAGCUGGCCGCCCACCGCACAAGCGCCAGCGUACGCAGACAUUUGCGAAAAUCAACGCUGAAAACCACCCUUACACAGGUACCACCGAGAUCGGUUCACCACAACGAGCUCCGCAAUUUUCGUCACAAGUCAUGUCUGAAAUGUCCGCCCAAGCCUCUGGGCCAUUCGCGUUUGCUCCGGAACAAAACAUUCUUGCAACAGAUAUACAACCAGUCGCCGCUGCAGAAUUUGCAGAGCCAAAGUUUUCUGAAUUUGGAUUUGGACAAGCCGGCCUUGAUGGCGCCGCAGACGAUAUGAGUCCAAGCAAUACCUACAGAGCUCAGGUUGCUCCUUCAACGCAAACGACUGACACUAUGCAGGAUGUUCCUGCUGCUAGAGAGCGUCUCAAACGACUUUUCAGCAAACCAGGUCGGAAGUCGCAGGCAACCUUGAAUGAGAUUGCACGACUUCAAAAGCAACUUGUGAAGGCUGAGACAGUCAAAUCAACGCCUUCGCGGAUGCAGACUGGGACCGUCCAAACGCUGCAGGAUCGGGCUGCAGCUCCUGAAUUCGCACAACGUAAUCCUGCCGUUGUACACCGAGAUGCUCUUCCGGUCUCUCAGUCAGGCCAAGAAUCAGUGGUUCUGACUUUCAAUGCCGACGCCGCUGCCAUAGAGCUUGCAAAGCUGCAAAGCACCCCAGGUCGAAAGUCAGCAAAAGCACUCCAAAGGAUGGCCGUCUUGGAGCAGAAAGUCAAAGAGGCAAAAGAAGUUGAAGCAGGCGUUCAAGAAGCGGCUCUCACCAGCGAGCUUCAAAAGCUUCGUGACCACCCAGGUCGCAAAACUCCCGAGAUGCUGGCGAGAAUCGCAGCAAUUGUUCAAGCUCUGCAGCACAGAAAUACUGAUGGCUCAACUCCUGGUCGUGAUCUCGCCGAUCCGUCGAUGAAUGUGGGCGCAGUGACGAGCGUCUUAUCAGCAGCAGCACCGAUACAGCCACAACCAUCGGAACAGCAAGGCAAUACUACGGAUCAAGGCAUAGUGAAUGGUAUCAGCACACCAGAAGUCCCUUUUCAAGAGCAUAACAGUGUGCCGCAAGCUCGUUCAACGAAGCCUCAGGCGUUGAGUCCCUCCGUUCAACCACCAGCUUCUUUGGACCAUUUUGGUACGAGAGGGGGUUAUGAUACGGCCUAUAUCAAUGCUCGUCCUGAAGAGGACUUCCAUCACGUCGGUCAUGGUGGAUGGGCAAAGGGCUUUCCUCUGCCCGGUAUAACGCAAAAGACAGCAGUGCAUGGUCCAGCUGCAAUGACUGCGCCUCUGGCCGACCCCAAUAUCUACACACCGCCCAGCCUGAGUGCCAAUGACUCUGAAGAGGACCUUGAGAACGGUCUUGUUGUUAAGCUGCCUAUAGUGUUGACGCCAACUCAACAGUCUGAGAACGUGUCUCUUCAGCAGCCGGCGUCAUCUUUUAACAAAAUUGAAGUUGGGCAAGGUGCCACUGACCACCUUGAAGAGCCUACUGCUGCAACAUCUCAUCUCAUGGAUGUUGACCAGGGCUUGCAAACUGGAGAUCCUGGCACGUUCGGGCUUGAACUUGUGAAGAAUCCAGCAACACCCCUAGUAGCUGCAAACUCAAGACCUGGAGGCGCAGCAGCCGAAGAACGGCGACAGACGGUGUUGAACGCAAUACGUCAAUGCAACGGAGUUUUUCCGGGCGAUCACGAGCUGUGGUACGUGUGCACCACAGCUUGGAGGAAGUCGCACAACGGACAGACCCCUGCCAGGAUAACAACAGAAAAGACAAUACAGCAACUCUUGAGUGACGGCAGACUGAAGAAAUACAAGUUUUCCGUUGAGGCGAAGAAGGGCGCAAGAAUGGUCAAGCACGUUCUGGCUGAGCCUCACGUCGAAGCCUCUUCCGAGUCGUUGCUGGAGAUGCAAAAGCAGAUGACUCUGGCUUUCCCGAAACUCCAUCUCCCAUUUGAGGUGGAGGUGUCGCCCGAGCUGCGUGCUGAGGUCACGAAAAAGCAGCUGGUCGAGAAGAACAAUGGGUCAACCACCGCUCCGCAUGUGGACAGUCCUGUGGCAGGCGAUACGCAGCAACCGUCGGACGGCGGAGAAUCUCUAGAUGGUCCGAUCACCGUGCAGCAAAGUGCCGCGGCGGCUGCGAUCGACGACCAAAAAGCGCGACUUAAAGGUUUCGCCAAUGCCGAAGCUCUGAGAUUGCAUACGCAGCAGUUGUAUAGGCAAAGGCAGUUCACAUUCCCGAGCAAACGCCGCAAAAGACGCAGAUCAGCAAUAUCCUCCGAUGACGAGGACACUGAAGAUGACGACGAUGAAUAUUUGCUUUCUGUUCAAUCGGGACAGCAAGAAUUGCAAGAUGAGAUUCAGCUGGAUGGAUACAAGCAUGACCUGUCAUCUGCUUUGUUACCAACCGAUGGGCUGAAGCAACUCAAGCAAGCACGCGAGCAGGAGAGGGGAGCAUUCAAACCGAAGUCAAGAGCUCAGCAGCCUGCUCGAAACCUGCGUCGUCCACUUGGCUCCCUGCGCACUGCAAGGGCUAACCCACGCAGAAAGUGGUGGGAGGACGGUACCCAUUUUCGCGAUCCAUCUGUUGCGCUGCUCAUGAACCCAAAUCAGCUCUUCCAUGCAGGCACUGGCACGUUCUCCACCUUCCCAAAGCCAUCAGAUACGGCUCUAUUUGGCCCUCGGUUACGAGAGCGUACGUUGGCUCGUGAAGAUGCCGCCUGGGAACAUCUGAGUUCUCAAGACUGGGCAGAGGUAGUCCAACGGGCGAAUGGACUUCAGCCCGUCUCGAGCAAUGUCUUCCAGAGCUCCAUUUCUGAUGUGGUCAAGCUCAAAGUCCCCGGUGAUAGGCUCGCGGAAAUAGUAUCUGAGCCACCGCAACCUGUUGCAGGGACGGAUGAUUCAGAGGAUGAAGUACGUACGCGCACAGAAUCUCCCUUUGAAGCUCCGCCGCGAGAGGCGACACCGAAGCGCCGAUACAAGUCCAGGAAGAAGAGAGCCAGAAUUGACCAGGACGAUCUGCCUGCAUCGGACGAGGACUUUGUGCCUGGCGCUGCGUCGCCCAAAGAAGAAGUUGUCCUCGGAACGCCAGGGAGGGUGCGAAUGCCCCGUGGCGGUAAGGAUAUGGUCACUCGUGACCGCCAUAGCGGUCCAGCUUUCAAAGACGCUGACAGGCUUGUCAUCGCUAUCGCUUUGGUGGCUGCAGUCUGUGGUGGCAUCAAUCAAGAUCGCCUAAACUGGGCUUUGGUUGCACAUGCGUUGAGCUUCCGCUACGAAGGCGAAUUUCUUAGACGACGUUGGUCGCACUAUGUCAGAUUUCGAAAGGCAGAUGUGGACGCGCUUCGUGCGGCGAUUCUGGAGCCAUUCUUGGCAGCGUACGAAAAGAAUGAGUUGCCAACUGUAAACUUUCAGGACCUAGGCAACACUGACUGGCCUGGUCUCUUCCGUUGGGUGCAAGAAACGAUCCCUUUGGUCAAGCAUGCUACCAUCUCUGAGGUCCCAUUACUGCCGCCAACAAGAAAGGCGCUUGAAGAAAAUUACAAUUUCCGCCAAAGCUCCAAGCUCGUCGAUCAAGAUACGGAUGUCUUCUUCAAACCCAUUGCCGAUAUGAAACGAAGGGAACUUGCGGUUGCAUAUGUCCAUGGAAUCACUAUACCCGGGGAGAAAAAGCAAGAUGACGAGCGACGCGAGAGCAUGCUCCUCGCCAAAUCCUGGCUUCGUGCUGUCGCAAUGACAAAGCAGGCAAAUUACAACGCCGAAAAAGCAGCUCGAAAGAUUGCAGCCCUCGGCGCCAAAGCUCUUGAAAGCGCCGCCGUCGACCUUCUCGAUUCGCACGUCUUGUCGCAAGAGAAGAAAGGUCGGCAAUUGCCCGGGCGAAAUUACGUGAUCCAUACCGAUGUGAUCGGACAAUUCAGGAGAUGGCCUAGCUCCCAAUACGACGAGCAUGGACAUUUGAAAGCCGUUGCUCAGUCUUGGAUCAAGAUCAACGAAUACUUCAAGACGCACGACCACAUGCAAUUGCUACCUGUAGCAUCAGACCCGGACUAUCUCGUCCUUACCAACAUGUGUGCUCAAGGCUUCCUCAGAGUCAAGCCAAUCCUUCCCGAGCCAACGAACGACCUCAAUGCUCAAGGCCCAAGACUUUCCGCAUGGGGCUAUGGCGGCUUUGGGUACGAGACGAAGAAGGUCGAUCCAAAUGUGCUGAAGUACGACCUUGUCUAUACCAAGACGAGCGGCUACGAGUAUGAACCGGGACUCAACCCGAACAUUCCCGUGCCUCUCGCGUCUGCUUUAGUACCCGGCGAAAUAGGACCUCGCAUUCCCCUUUGGGUCGACAUCCAUGGCAAUUUGAUUGGCGACGCUUGGUCCAUGGUGCUUCGGUCGCUUUUGCAUUUGCUGGUCUAUCGUCCUGGUGCAAAGGCAUUCCACAUGCAGGUCGCACAUGAGCACAAGCUAUGGGCGUGGGAGAUCGAGAUGGCUCUGGACUGGAUGGAGAAAGCCGGAAUCGCGAAGCGUUGCGGCAGCGGGAAAGAAGUCGAUGGUGUGUGGAAGGGUGGCUGGAGAGCUUCGGGAUGGUGGUACUUUGUGGUGGAUUCUCAAAAUUGCAUCGGGCGGCGCAUAUAUGAUUUGCAUGAUACCCCGAGCCUGGUAAGGCUGCUGUUGGCAUUGAACUGUACUAUAAAGUUCGAUUUCGAAUCUCGUUCUCGUCUGCCUUUCGAUUUGUCUCAUAUCACGAUCGGUCUAACCACCCAUUCAGUCCUUCACGGCUUGUCAAUCGGAGGCUGUCUCCGCACUACUUGUGUAGUCCCCAUGGGGGGUGCUCUUGUCGCCAUGCCUUGGCGCAUAGGAAGUCUUGGCCACAGCGCUGGGCGAAGAUGGGUCGAUGCUUCGAGUCGUUUUGGCUGCCCCUACCAGGCUUUGCGAAGCAACCAAGCUUCUACAUAUCGGAUGUAG
Pseudocercospora fijiensis CIRAD86 is the source of this 7902-nucleotide messenger RNA. RefSeq lists its product as uncharacterized. Bases 1 to 7902 code for a protein of 2633 amino acids. The record is from RefSeq and is a predicted model, not a curated record. Lineage: Eukaryota; Fungi; Ascomycota; Dothideomycetes; Mycosphaerellales; Mycosphaerellaceae. Gene Ontology annotation, biological process: 5S class rRNA transcription by RNA polymerase III; transcription initiation at RNA polymerase III promoter. Gene Ontology annotation, cellular component: transcription factor TFIIIC complex. The transcript is spliced from 8 exons. Gene Ontology annotation, molecular function: DNA binding.